This is a messenger RNA of Arabidopsis arenosa, 898 nucleotides long. The record is from the annotation of a GenBank genome assembly. Lineage: Eukaryota; Viridiplantae; Streptophyta; Magnoliopsida; Brassicales; Brassicaceae.
CGGAGGUAGCCAUUCAUUGUACAGAUGCAUCGCUUCUUCUCAGUCUCCGUCUUCGUCGUCUUCAAAUUUCUGCAGAUUGUUGUAGUUUCUCCUCUCCCCGACGCUGAUUUUAAGCUGCCUUUGCUUUUUCAGUUUUUUUCUCUAGUUUUCUUUCCAAGAAGAAUCUAUUUGUCCAGUUAAUGCCAUCUUCUAAGCCAAUUUUGAAGAAGAGUAAGAAGACAAUCGUUAAAGAAGAGAAAGCACCGUGUACAAGUUUAGAAAGUGAGUUUGUAUUCCAUAUUUAUGCAUUGGACUUUGCAGGAUUUGAUAUUCCAGGAGCCUUGCUCUUUAGAACUCUCAUCGGAAAGAUAUUUGGAAGCAUAGGUUCUGUUGGGGGUGGCUUAGCCUUGGGGAAAGAAGGUCCCCUUGUACAUACAGGUGCCUACAUUGCAUCGUUGCUUGGUCAGGGUGGAUCUACAAAAUAUCAUUUGAAUUCUAGAUGGCAGCAAUUUUUUAAGAGUGAUAGAGAUCGUCGUGAUCUUCUGGAGUUGCUGCCGCUUUUAGAGGAGGUCAAAUCAUGGUGGGUUCCUUCUCUCACAUCCUAUGUCCAAAGUGGCUGAAUUUACUCUGUUCUUAGAAACAACAAUGGAGGAACCUUUGUUGUCUAUGCUGUAACAUCCUUAGCAACUGGUGUCACUUGACAGCUUUGCACUGGUUUUUUACACUGUUCCGGAUUUUAACAGUGUUUAAAGGGUGGGUGUCUGGUUUUGUCCUAUUUUUCAGCACGAAACAAGUUUUGAGAUUUGAGUUGUCAAAAUUAUCUUUGUUUUUCAGGUUUUUUUGGAGGCAGAUGGUUAUCAACCUUAUCUUAUAUCUACAGAGAAAGGGUACAGAUCGUUGAUAAAGAUUGUUCAUUGCG